Megalopta genalis is the source of this 2630-nucleotide messenger RNA. RefSeq lists its product as uncharacterized. Lineage: Eukaryota; Metazoa; Arthropoda; Insecta; Hymenoptera; Halictidae. The record is from RefSeq and is a predicted model, not a curated record.
CAUCAGGCCAGGAGUCCCGGUGACGGGAAGCUCCUGGCCCAUGCAUCCAACACUGCCAUAAAACCGUCGCCCGGCCACCAUUCUCUGCCACGGAAGAAGUCCGUCAUCUCGGACACGAGGAACUCGUCGGUGCAGCAGUUCCAGCGUGCCCAAUCGUUGAGACGGAGCUGCCUGUCGCCGACGCAGUAUCAUCACCAGCAUCACCAGCACCGCCAGCAGGAGAGCUCGCUGCACUUCGAAUACUUCGUGCCGAGGAGCGUCAGCGAGUUCAACCUGGCCGCGGCGGCGGUCACCGACAUGGCGGUCCCGCCCCCGCCGCCCUCGUCGGUGCUGCGACCCUCCGCGGCCGUCACGCCCCCGUUGACCUCCGUCGCUAAUCCGUCGAACCAGUCCCGGUUGCUGGAGUGCACCGGGACUGCGACCAGGAGCCGCGAGAAGAUGGUCACCUUCGAGGACGAGGGCGUCACCUCCACCCCCACCAGGAAGAACGUCUCCGGCCUGGACAACGUUUUCAUGUGACGCUGCAACUAUCGAAUAUGGGCGGAUCUGAAGAGGAUGGACCUGCACGGACGCAGCCGUUGAGCAGCCGUGCCGAGGACGUGACCGGGGAGACCAACCCUGAAAACUUUCGGGACGGAAUAAUCUUUUCGGAAGAAGAUCGAAUGCCGGAUGAGAUAUUCGAAGUAGCCUCGCGCUCGUCAACAACGCCCUCGGUUCUCGAGGAAACGUCUCGACAAAAUUCACGCUGUUACUUCGAACGUGAAGAUGCCAAGUUUCAGUCCGGCAGCUGCGAUCGUUGAUCUCGAGAAGAAUUCCGCGAGAUCGAUCUGCGAGACCCGCUUAAGGGCUCGGCGAGGUCGAGAGCGGCGUCAUUUACUUGUUUCUGUAUGCCAGUUCGAGUUGUCGGAGCCGUCCCGAAAGUGUGAACUGUCCUCGAUCCCACGCACAAGGUGGCGAAACUGAACCAGUGUGAGAACAGUGACGAGCCAGCGAGAAUUUGUUGUGUGCGGAACGCCGUCGUCCGUCGGGAACUGACCGAGGACGACGGUGUGCAUCGAAGAAAAAGAAGGACGAGGGACGAUAGUUAAUAUGAAGGAACACGGAGACAAGGUGUGCUUUCUGGAACAGGGGAAUAGCCAGGAGGAAGUCGACACGAUGCUACCGGUGUACAGAAUCUCUGUAAGAAAUUAGAGGCCGGCGGGGGCGCGUCAAGCUCCACGAGUUCCCGGUGCCCGGCAGAAAGAAAGACGCUAGAUUUCUACCGUUUAAAUUAUAACGACCGUUACUGUAACACUAAUCAAUACUCUCUUAUCGCUGCUGAUACUCUUCUUCUUACUAUUAUCGUUGCUAGGUUACACAAGUGCCAGCCGGGACUGCGAAUUCGCUGGCGGGGAACUUACUUUGUACGGAACACCACUGCGAACUAUCGGACUAUGGAACUAUAUUGCCGCCUCCUCCUCUUCCGCAGGGAUCAGUUUUUCACGCGGAGUUUCGAGCUGCGCGCGCUGGCUGGACAAAACUCGAUAAUUCGGUUGCGAAACGACUGCUGAGAAUUUUCAUGUUUUCACGAGAGCGAACCAUCGAAAACGGUUCUCCGCGCAAUCAUUUAUUCUGCCGAGAAGUGCGUUUCAUGUAAAAAAGAAGAAAACAUUUUCACCCGAUUGGUUGCUGUAAUUUCCGUUUCUUUCCUUCGAAUUCGAUUCGACAGCGCGAUUUCGUUCAGUCAGCGCCAGCCUCGCGGUGAAAAUCUGCUCGGAGUCGCUCCGCCCACUUGUUCUGUGCUCCGCCCACUUUCCCCCGCCCCUGAACGUUCUACUCGCGAGACGGGUCGCGAUUGGACGUCUCGCGGUUAGCUCGGGGCUUCGCUUAUGUUUCGUUCGGAGAUUUGAGUUUCUCGGUAAUGUUGAGCGCGGAAAGAGGCGGUGUAGGAGGACAAGAAAGACACAGCCUUAAACCGCGGCCCACAGGCGGUUCACUUAAUAUUGUUACAAAAAAAAAGACAGAUAUCGUAAAGUUUAGAAGAACGGACGAUCAGGCAGCUACGAGAACGGUCUGUCCUAGGAUAACUCGUUUAAGGAAACUCGUUUAACCGACGCGUCGGGAAUCGCUUAAUUUUAAUACGGACCGAUCGAGCCGUGCUAUGUAUGCGCGAGGCACGGAGGAUGUGGUUUCGACGGUGAACUUUCACGAACCAUCGAACGGAACGUUGUUUCCUUUUUUCUUUUCUUUGUUUCCUUUUUUCUUUCUUCCGGUAUCGUAACACGGACCAAGUCCAGUCGACCUCAGUCCACGUGAAAGCAGAAUCGUUCGAUCGCUAGGCUGGAUCGAGGCUCAACGAGUGUUCAAAUACGCUGUUUAUAUAUACAUACGUGUCUCUUUCUCGAUAAAAAUGGAUUUUCAUUAAAGCAGACGAAGUAAAACCGAACGACCACCAUGGAUUUCCUUCUUUCGACCGUGAGACCCCCGGGACGUGCGGCCGGUAACGGUGAUUGGCUGUUCGAGGCCACGCCCACGCGCCGGGAACGCCCCUCGGGGCGUGCACCAUCGAACGACCAAUCGAUUUAACGAACGUUUCUCUCCCUUUUUGCACUGCGAAUGACGAAUAAAUUGUUUACAUCCUGUUUCCUUUA